Molecule: messenger RNA, 1752 nt
Organism: Vitis riparia (riverbank grape)
Lineage: Eukaryota; Viridiplantae; Streptophyta; Magnoliopsida; Vitales; Vitaceae
Product: protein SET DOMAIN GROUP 40
Exons: 6
Coding region: 26-1531 (501 amino acids)
Biological process (GO): peptidyl-lysine monomethylation
Molecular function (GO): protein-lysine N-methyltransferase activity; protein binding
Source: RefSeq, a predicted model, not a curated record
ACCUACAGUUCCAGAAGUCUGUGCAAUGGAAAGGUUUCUGAAAUGGGCGACGGAGCUGGGAAUCUCGGACUUCACCACCACCCCCACCACCGUUCCGUCUCGUCUUCAAAUCCCUCAUUGUUGUGUGGGCCACUCUCUCUGCGUCUCUCACUUUCCUCACGCAGGCGGUAGAGGCUUGGCGGCUGCGCGUGAUCUCAGUCAAGGGGAGUUGAUUCUCACAGUUCCCAAAUCGGCCUUGAUGACGAGCCAAAGUCUGUUGAAAGAUGAGAAGCUCUCUGUUGCUGUCAAAAGGCACACCUCUCUCUCCUCUACUCAGAUAUUGACUGUUUGUUUGUUAGCCGAAAUGAGCAAAGGAAAGAGUUCUUGGUGGCAUCCUUACUUAAUGCAGUUGCCACGAAGUUAUGAUACACUAGCCAAUUUCAGUCAAUUUGAGAAACAAGCCCUUCAAGUGGAUGAUGCCAUAUGGGUUACGGAAAGGGCUAUAUUGAAGGCCGAAUUGGAGUGGAAAAAAGCAAUUCCCCUAAUGGAAGAACUUAAGUUGAAGCCUCAGCUUCAAAAUUUCAGGGCAUGGCUCUGGGCUUAUUCAACUGUAUCCUCACGCACGAUGCAUAUACCAUGGGAUGAUGCUGGAUGUUUAUGCCCUGUUGGGGACUUCUACAAUUAUGCUGCCCCUGGAGAAGAACCAUGUGGCUGGGAAGAUUUGAAGGGUUCAAGAAAUGAAUCUUCCUUGCAAGAUAGUUCUUUCUGGAAUAAGGAUGCUACUAACAAUUCAGAUGCAGAGCAAGAUGAUGUUCUCUCUCAGAGGUUAACAGAUGGGGGCUACAAGGAAGAUCUUGCUGCAUAUUGCUUCUAUGCUAGGAAAAAUUAUAAAAAAGGAGAGCAGGUUCUUUUAAGCUAUGGAACAUACACGAAUUUGGAACUUCUUGAACACUACGGGUUUCUUUUAGAUGAAAACCCAAAUGAUAAGGCUUUCAUUCCCUUGGAACCUGAAGUUUAUGCCUCCAGUUCAUGGCCAAAGGACUCGUUGUACAUUCAUCAAAAUGGGAAGCCGUCUUUUGCUCUACUAUCUGCUCUUCGGUUGUGGGCAACCCCGGCAAGCCAGCGAAGAUCUGUUGGUCACCUUGUUUAUUCUGGAACUCAAUUGUCAGCAGAGAAUGAAAUAUUUGUGAUGGAAUGGAUAGCGAAGAGUUGCCAUGUUGUUUUGGAGAAUUUGCCAACAUCAGUUGACGAAGACAGUCUGCUGCUGUGUGCCUUAGACAAAAUGCAAGAUCCCGAUGUCCCAAUGGAGGUUGGGAACGCUUUGAGGAGCUGUGGAGUUGAAUUUUCUGCCUUCUUGGAGGCCCAUGACCUGAAAAUUGGGGACGGCAAUGUUGAGUUACUCUUGUCGGAGAAGGCAAGAAGGUCGAUGGAGAGAUGGAAAUUAGCAGUGCAGUGGAGACUGAGGCAUAAAAGAAUUCUUGUUGAUUGUAUUUCCCGUUGUACUGAAAUCAUUAGUUCUCUUUCCCCAACAUUUCUUGGACACCGAGGCUAACAAUCCUAGUUUAACAGGAACAUUUUUCAUCUGGAUACUGUAAAAUGUGACCCCGCCUCUGGGAUGAGAACAACCUUGAGAAGAACCGAAAACAAUGAAAGAAAUUAGAGUAUAUUUUGUAUUCGCAUUUGAGGGAAACUAGAUUUUAUUUGUUAUAUAUACAGUUGAUUUUAUCAAGGAAAUGUAAAGAAUAAAUAAAUAAAUAAGAUGUUUUAGUUAUA